UGUGCGAAUCUAAAGCUGUAGCGGCAGAGACGUGCGGCGCGCGCAAUUCUCAUUAAUUCGCCAAACGCCGUGUAAUCAGCACGCCGAUAGCUACCCCGUGCGUGCGAGGGUCGAUCCGCCGCCGUUGUCGUUAUUGUUAUCAUUAUUAUUUUUCACUAUUAGUGAUCUUAUAUUAUCACGUCGGAAACAACGGUACAUACGUCGAAGCAGAAAACUCUCGUCACCGCAAUUCAAUAGACAACUUCAAACGCAUUACAGACCGAUUCAUGGACCAGAGGUGACUAGAAGCGCUCUCUGGGCCGACGAUUUACGAACUACAUAUUUUACCAUAUGUGGUCUGAUACUGAUACCUGUGAACUUAAAAGUGCUCAAGUGACGGACAAAUUCAGAGAAUUUUAGCUACAGAAGUCGAAAUUACUAGCGGUACAGCGGCGAUCUUGAGAAGCGUUCCCGAUAUCAAAUAAAAUUAUUUCAACGAAGGAAAUUAUAUUGGAUGAGAGCUCUGGUAGACAAGAGUGCGGGUGGAUCCCAUGGUGCAGAUGGAAUUGAACAGACAUCAACCGCCAAAGCAGCGGGUUACCGAACGAACGGAAACGAUAAUGCAGAUGAUAUUGAUGACCAUGGAGUGCAGGUGUUGACCGUUUACAUGAUAUCCGACAACGAUGUCAGCGAGUCCGUGUCGUCAUCGGGUAGCGGUUGCCCGAGUCCGGUGUCGGCGAGUAAGACGCGACGUACGACAGAGGCCACGACCGCUAAGGGCAUACUGGUACACAACAAGAAAUCGACCAACACGAACCGCGUGAGUUUUGUCACUCAAAAUCCGUCGUCGUUAUUGUCGCCGUCGUUUCCGUCGGCCAAACGGUUCAAGAAAAAACAGCUGCCACUACCGCAGCAGUCCGAUAGCGACGACCACAUACCGUACUAUUUUCAGACCGGCAGACAGCUCACGGGUUUUGGUGUCAAGAGUUAUUUGCACGAGUUCUACGACGAUCCCGAGGACCCUUUGCCGUUUCAGGACGAAGACGACGAUUUCAAAUAUUGCGUGGAACCGGAGAUCCGCUGGCGCAGGCAUUGCAGUGGUGUGUACACGGUACUGGGAUUCGCUAUCAUUACGUUGGGAGCAGUUGCGAUGGCCGUGGGCCACUUGGUACCGGCCAAAGACCCGAUGAUCAACCGGUCGGCCAACGUGAUGAUGAUCGACCGAAGGGCAGUGACGUUCAACGAAAAUCUGGCCUUGUGUCGUUUUGUCGGUUCGAUGUUGUUCGCCGUCGGUGUGGUGUUCACCGUCGUCCGGUUCUGGAUGUCCGUGAUCAGGAGUGGCAGAGGCAUUGGUGACGGCGGCAGUGGCGGUCAGGCAAUGUUCAAGAAGAAAAAACUCGACGUCGACGAGGAACGGCCAUCCGUCGAGCAGUGUCAGCAGCGGCGACCGGCGCAAACGUCCGUCCGAAUACCCGUCACAGGGUCCGUGGAGAACGUGCAACCCGACCCGCGGGCCAUAAACCUAAAAUUCGGUGACACGAGUAGUUAAGAAAUAAAAAAAAUAAAUAAAAAAUCGUACGACAAGUUAUCAUACUAUACAUAUACAUAAAUAUUAUUAUUAUCAUUAUUAUUACUAAACCGAGUAACUAUUUAUUCUCUAAUCAAUUUAUUAUUAUCAAUACAUAAUAAUAUUGUUGUUGUUGUUAUAAGUUUUUCGAGGUUCCCUUAUUGUACGUCCUUUCAACCAUUCUUUCUAUCCGAACGUCAAAUGCUCCUCGUAAACGUACACGUAAGCUAUCUGUAAUAUUUUUUGGAUAGAUUGAUAUUUUUAUUAUCUGUUUAGGUCGAGACAAAAAAAAAAAAAAAAAUAGAGGGAAAAAUUUGAAAAAAAAAGAUAUCCGGUAAAGUAAAGAUAUAUCAAAAGGAAAUGAAAGGUAAUAGGUGCUAAAAAA
Molecule: messenger RNA, 1931 nt
Organism: Sipha flava (yellow sugarcane aphid)
Lineage: Eukaryota; Metazoa; Arthropoda; Insecta; Hemiptera; Aphididae
Product: neurensin-1-like
Exons: 6
Coding region: 494-1528 (344 amino acids)
Biological process (GO): nervous system development
Cellular component (GO): neuronal cell body; neuron projection; transport vesicle
Source: RefSeq, a predicted model, not a curated record